Messenger RNA from Miscanthus lutarioriparius, 1974 nucleotides. Lineage: Eukaryota; Viridiplantae; Streptophyta; Magnoliopsida; Poales; Poaceae. The record is from the annotation of a GenBank genome assembly.
AUGGCGAUGCAGACCCGGGAGCAGCACAUCCGCCGGGACAAGGCCACCAGCAACAUCUGCACUGCACAGGCCUUGCUCGCCAACAUGGCUGCCAUGUACGCUGUCUACCAUGGUCCAGCGGGGCUGAAGGCGAUCGCUGACCGGGUUCAUGGCCUGGCUGGCACCUUCGCCCACGGCCUCAAGAAGCUCGGGACAGUGACCGUGCAGGACCUGCCCUUCUUCGACACGGUCAAGGUCACGUGCUCUGAUGCACGUGCAAUUGCCAAGGAAGCUGUCAAAAACGAGAUGAACCUCCGGGUUGUCGACGCCAACACGAUAACCGUAGCAUUUGAUGAGACCUCCACCCUGGAGGAUGUUGACAAGCUGUUCAAGGUGUUCAACAAUGGAAAAUCAGCCAGCUUCACAGCUGAAUCCCUCGCACCAGAGGUCUCAAGCUCAAUUCCUAGCAGCCUUGCUCGCGAGAGCCCCUACCUAACGCAUCCAAUCUUCAACAUGUACCACACAGAGCAUGAGCUUCUUCGUUACCUGCAUAAGUUGCAGUCCAAGGAUCUCUCACUGUGCCACAGUAUGAUCCCUCUUGGUUCUUGCACAAUGAAGCUAAACGCUACUGUUGAGAUGAUGCCUGUUACAUAUCCCAACUUCGCGAACCUGCACCCGUUUGCCCCCACUGAUCAGGCUGCAGGGUACCAUGAAAUGUUUGAUGACUUGGGCAACCUGUUAUGCACGAUCACAGGUUUUGAUUCUUUCUCUUUGCAACCAAAUGCUGGUGCUGCAGGAGAGUAUGCUGGAUUGAUGGUUAUCCGUGCAUACCACAACUCAAGAGGAGACCACCACCGCGAUGUCUGCAUCAUUCCUGUAUCAGCACACGGCACAAAUCCUGCAAGUGCUGCUAUGGUUGGAAUGAAGAUUGUUGCUGUUGGAACUGAUUCCAAGGGUAACAUAAACAUCGAGGAAUUGAGGAAAGCUGCAGAAGCAAACAAGGACAACUUGGCUGCGCUGAUGGUAACCUACCCUUCAACCCACGGUGUCUAUGAAGAAGGCGUUGAUGAGAUCUGCAGGAUCAUUCAUGAAAAUGGCGGACAGGUCUACAUGGACGGGGCUAACAUGAAUGCUCAGGUUGGGUUAACAAGCCCUGGUUUUAUUGGAGCUGAUGUUUGUCACCUUAACCUUCACAAGACAUUUUGCAUUCCACAUGGUGGAGGUGGUCCCGGCAUGGGUCCUAUUGGGGUUAAGAAGCAUUUGGCACCGUUUUUACCAUCUCACCCAGUUAUUCCCACUGGUGGCUUUCCUCUCCCUGAGAAAACCGACCCUCUCGGUACCAUUUCUGGUGCUCCAUGGGGAUCUGCCUUGAUUCUGCCAAUUUCCUAUGCAUAUAUAGCCAUGAUGGGUUCACAGGGACUCACUGAUGCUUCAAAGAUCGCGAUCUUGAAUGCAAACUACAUGGCAAAACGUCUGGAGAAACACUACCCAGUUCUGUUCCGUGGAGUCAACGGAACUGUUGCCCAUGAAUUCAUCAUUGAUUUAAGAGGAUUUAAGACGACUGCUGGUAUAGAGCCAGAGGACGUGGCAAAGCGCCUGAUGGACUACGGAUUUCACUCACCAACUAUGUCAUGGCCUGUUCCUGGCACACUUAUGAUUGAACCAACUGAAAGUGAGAGCAAGGCCGAGCUGGACAGGUUCUGUGAUGCUCUUAUCUCCAUCAGGGAAGAGAUUGCAGAGAUAGAAAAUGGCAAAGCAGAUGUGCUCAACAAUGUCCUGAAGGGCGCUCCUCACCCACCGCAACUCUUGAUGGGUGACACAUGGAGCAAGCCGUAUUCCAGGGAGUACGCUGCGUUCCCCGCGGCAUGGCUCCGGGGCGCCAAGUUCUGGCCAACAACAGGUCGUGUGGACAACGUCUACGGGGACCGCAACCUCAUCUGCACGCUGCAGCAGGCGUCCCAGGUGGCCGAGGAAGCCGCAGCUGCAACUGCGUAA